Messenger RNA from Aspergillus steynii IBT 23096, 1138 nucleotides. Its product is annotated as putative U1 snRNP complex component Yhc1. The record is from RefSeq and is a predicted model, not a curated record. The transcript is spliced from 6 exons. Gene Ontology annotation, biological process: mRNA splicing, via spliceosome; mRNA 5'-splice site recognition; spliceosomal snRNP assembly. Gene Ontology annotation, molecular function: pre-mRNA 5'-splice site binding; zinc ion binding. Bases 197 to 856 code for a protein of 219 amino acids. NCBI's taxonomy places the organism in Eukaryota, Fungi, Ascomycota, Eurotiomycetes, Eurotiales, Aspergillaceae. Gene Ontology annotation, cellular component: nucleus; U1 snRNP.
CGAGCAUUCCCAGCAACGACAGAGCCGCAAUCGUCGCUAAAAUACCCGGUCAUCUGAAUCGCCGCUUCAGAUAUACUUACAACGCGAGUGAUCGCGAUCUGCGCCAGCCUGCUCCACGCGCAUCGCGCCAUCUGAGCGCCGCCGAUUUAAGCUUCGCCUUCAAGUCUUAAGAUCAGCGAUAGCCUGAACACUCAAGAUGCCUAAAUUCUUCUGCGACUACUGCGAUGUGUACCUUACACACGACUCCAUGAGUGUGCGAAAGGCGCAUAACUCCGGACGAAACCACCUGAGGAACGUGUUGGAAUACUAUCAGCAAAUCGGUCAAGAGAAGGCCCAGUCUGUCAUCGACUCCAUCACCUCGUCGUACGCCGCCGAAGGUCAAGCCGUGCCGAAUCCUGCCAUGGCUCCCCCGGGUGCUUUCCCUCCUCCCCCGUUCGCCUUUCCUCCCGGUCAAUUCCCUCCUCCCCUUCCCUUCGGAAUGCCCCCGCCAGGAGCCCCCAAUGGUGCCCCGGGCAUGCCUCCUCCCCCCGGAGCUCGCGGUCUCCCCUUCCCUCCUCCCUUCCCUGCCGUAUCAGGCGCUCCUCCCGGUGGUCUCCCCCCGCCUCCUCUCCCCAACAUGCCCCCGGGUCAGGCCUUUCCCCCUCCCCCUGGCGGCUUCCCUCCCAGCUUCCAAACCCCUCCUCCAGGUGCCCCCGGCUUCCCUCUCAUCCCUCCCCCCGGCCAGUCUCCCGCCGGAUACAGUCCCAGCCCAGGACCUGGGAUGGGCGGUCCCCCGGGACCAGACGGAUAUGCGCCCCCUGGUGCAGGACCGGGUGGUCUCCCUGGCCCGCCUCCGGGAUUGGGCGACUCGCGAUGAGAUUGAUCUGGGAAGUUGACGAGAUAUCUCUUUCCUCACGGUUUUUCCUUUCUCUUUUCUUUUGUUUUCCACAUCGAACAUUGUACACGUGGUGUUAAAACAGUGAUUAUUACUAUACCUUGAUUUUCUAGAUUCUAUUCCUCUAUUUUCGUCGUUCAGGAUUCGUUUCCAGCGUUAUCUAUCUCUUUCUCUCUUUUUUUUUCGUUUGCCUGGUCACUGGUUUUCGGUGUUGUUUCUGAGUGUUACAUAAAUGAUAUCGGAAAUUGGAAACAAAAAAAUGCG